CAUCCUAUUCGACCAGAAAUCUCUGGUUAAAAAGUCUUUGGGCCUAAAUAAUUAUCAUUUCAGAAAGUUCUGUUUUUUCUCCGGUGAAAACAUCUCAUGUGGUAACAGUUCUUGUGGAUUUCGAUCUUGAAAUUUGCCUUUAACUGAAUUAACAUCGGACUCAAUUCAUUAAGAUUUGAUCCCAUUUCUGGCUUUUUAGACUUAAACAUUUCUACACGUUUUUGAAUUAUUAAUUAGUGGAAUCAUAAUUAUGUCUUUUACCGAUUUACCAGAUAAUUGUCUUUGGAAGAUUUUCGAAAAUGUCAAUGGGGUCAUAGAUUUGAUUCAAUUUUCUAAAGUUUGUUCGAGAUGGUCCGAUUUAAUUAGGCUAAGAUUUAAUCGAGUAAAAUAUUGUAUCGAAAAUAAAGUUGAUUAUAUUGAUGAAAACAGUUUGUGGAUUAAUCAUAAUACGAAUUGGAAUGAUUACAAUUUAUUUGAAUUGUUUCCAAAUCUUAAGAUUAUAGAUAUUGCGGUUUUAUUGGAAACUGCAUCUUUGUUAGAUAUUGUCAGAAAUAAUCCACGAAUAAAGGGAUUAAUCGCAGUUUGGGAUUAUAUCGAUGACGAUUAUAUCUUAACAAAUAUCGAAAUGAUCGCUGCAGCUUGUGAGUUCGAUUAUGAAGCAGUUUUUUACAAUGGACCAAAUUUGUCUUCGUUAAAGAUUCUUGAACUUGGUACAAGCUAUUUUGUUGAACAAUUCACCGGAUUUCAUUUCAUGGAUUUUUGUCCCUCUUUGGAAAGCGCUUUCUUCCAGUGUUGGGCAGAGGAUAUUUAUGUAAAUGAAUCGAUAAAGAAUUACAAUCUAAGAGAUUUGGUUAUUGAUAAUAUUCAUUCUGGUAGUUUUUUGUGGCCACUACUUAAAAAACUGGUGUCUAAAUUUCCUAACUUGCAUCAUCUAGCAAUCAGAAAUUUUGAUAAGCUCGAUGAUAGUAAAUUUCAUUUAGAUGAAUUGAUAAAAUUAUUACCAAAGUUGAAGUUAUUGGACUUGAGAAGAUUUGAGAAAGUGACGCAUAAAUCAGCUGAUUUUCUGUCCAAAUAUUGUGUCAAAAAGAAUCGAUCAAUCGUAAUUUAUUACGAUUGUGAAAACGAACCCGCCGAAUGGCCUAAAUUGGUAAAUACUCGUGAAACAAUUUGCUAUGGAUUCGAUUUCAUGAAACAUUGUUUCUACAAAAAAUUCAGUUCUCUUCCAAAUCUCAUUGAUGAAUGAAAUGACUGAUUUGAAGCAAUCGCAAUUAAAUUGAUUGGAUACAGUUGAUAAGAUUUAUUUAUCUAUUUUCGAUUUUAUGAUAUAAAUUGAUCAGAUUUAAUCACAAUUUAAAUGACACAAAAAUUGUUGAUUGGUUAGCACAAUACAAUAUCCAACUUUGUAAAUGGCAAAAUCCAAACAAUAAUUAAAG
Molecule: messenger RNA, 1433 nt
Organism: Panonychus citri (citrus red mite)
Lineage: Eukaryota; Metazoa; Arthropoda; Arachnida; Trombidiformes; Tetranychidae
Exons: 5
Coding region: 251-1243 (330 amino acids)
Molecular function (GO): protein binding
Source: RefSeq, a predicted model, not a curated record